Fomitiporia mediterranea MF3/22 is the source of this 237-nucleotide messenger RNA. RefSeq lists its product as uncharacterized. The coding region runs from base 1 to 237 and encodes 78 amino acids. Lineage: Eukaryota; Fungi; Basidiomycota; Agaricomycetes; Hymenochaetales; Hymenochaetaceae. The record is from RefSeq and is a predicted model, not a curated record. The transcript has 2 exons.
AUGAACAUGGUUGUGUUCAAGGUGACAUCACCAUCAAUAUGCAACAUUCUCACUAUACCACAAGCAGCCGUCCAAAGUAUAUGCUGCAACAGACUUAUUUUCCAGACUAAAGGUGCUUCGACUCGGACACAAAAGUUACGUGUCGAUGCAGUGAUCCUUCCUCAGGGUUCCAUUCAAACCUAUGAGAGCCAUAGUAAUGACAUAGUGUCAUUAUUUCCUUCUGGACAAACAAAUUGA